Molecule: messenger RNA, 2542 nt
Organism: Tribolium madens (black flour beetle)
Lineage: Eukaryota; Metazoa; Arthropoda; Insecta; Coleoptera; Tenebrionidae
Gene: Afg3l2
Product: AFG3-like protein 2
Exons: 5
Coding region: 87-2423 (778 amino acids)
Biological process (GO): protein-containing complex assembly; mitochondrial protein processing
Cellular component (GO): m-AAA complex; membrane
Molecular function (GO): ATP-dependent peptidase activity; ATP hydrolysis activity; zinc ion binding
Source: RefSeq, a predicted model, not a curated record
CAUACCACCCAACUAAUCUGUCAAAAAAAAUUCAAGUGUGAGGUUAGUUAUGUGAUAAAAAUACUUUUCUCUUUCACCAAUUUGCUAUGGCAUAUCGUCUCAUUAGUAGCAGCAAAAAACUAGAAAAAUUGCUAUUUAGAAACCUCAAACAAUGCAACUUUAACGUAAGCAAAGAAAAUUCAACAUUUCAAGCCGUACUAAACCAAUGGAGACUGUUUUGCGAAAAACCGCCUAAAGGAUUUGAAAAGUACUUUGAGCCUGGUUCGAAACAGAAGGGGAAAAGUCCGAAAAGUGAGCCCCCGAAAGAGGCUAAAAAAGAUGGCAAGCAGGAGAAGGAGCAAGAGCAGCCUAAGCCGCCCCCGAAGCCACCAGGGCCAAAACCGUACGACCAGUGGUCUUUCGGGCUAUUUGGGGGCACCGGUAGCCGGGGGAGCGGUGGGAAGCCGUUCGGGGACGGCGAUCGAGACAAGUGGUACAUUCUGGGGGCAGGAGCCGCCAUUGCGUUUCUCGCAACUGUGACUAUGUGGGAAAUGGGGUACAAGGAAAUCAGUUGGAAGGAGUUUGUUCACAGUUAUUUGACACGAGGCAUUGUAGAAAAAUUAGAAGUUGUUAAUAAGAAGUGGGUGAGGGUGAGACUCCUCCCCGGGAAUACCAUUGACGGGGCUAAUUUUGUAUGGUUUAAUAUUGGUAGUGUUGAUUCGUUUGAACGCAAUUUGGAGAAUGCCCAAAUUGAGAUGAAUGUAGAACCACCGAAUUUUGUACCAGUUAUUUACAAGACUGAAGUGGAAGCUGCAAGCUUGUCGGGGGUUUUACCCACGAUUCUUGUUAUUGGUUUUUUGAUCUACAUGAUGAGACGAUCUGCCGAAAUGAUGGGGGGCGGAAAAGGGAAGAGGAAAGGCCUUUUUGGGAGUGUCAUGGAGAGCACAGCCAAACUCAUCAACUCCAACGAAAUUGGAGUCAGAUUCAAAGACGUGGCUGGUUGUGAGGAGGCCAAAAUCGAGAUAAUGGAAUUCGUCAACUUCCUCAAAAACCCCCAACAGUACAUCGACCUGGGGGCGAAAAUCCCUAAAGGCGCCAUGUUGACGGGCCCCCCAGGCACGGGUAAAACCCUCCUAGCCAAAGCCACCGCCGGCGAAGCCAACGUCCCCUUCAUCACAGUCUCGGGCUCCGAAUUCCUUGAAAUGUUCGUGGGCGUAGGCCCUUCACGCGUCCGCGAUUUAUUCUCAAUGGCCCGCAAACACGCCCCUUGCAUCCUCUUCAUCGACGAAAUCGACGCUGUGGGCCGCAAACGUGGGGGCCGCAGUUUCGGGGGCCACUCCGAACAGGAGAACACCCUCAAUCAACUCUUAGUCGAAAUGGACGGUUUUAACACAACGACAAACGUCGUAGUUUUAGCCGCAACAAAUCGUAUUGACAUUUUAGAUAAAGCGUUAUUACGACCGGGCCGGUUUGAUCGACAAAUUUUCGUUCCGGCCCCUGAUAUUAAGGGCCGUGCGAGUAUAUUUAAAGUACAUUUAGGGCCGUUGAAAACUAAGCUUGAUAAAGGGGAAUUGGCGAGGAAAAUGGCGGCGCUAACUCCGGGAUUCACCGGUGCUGAUAUAGCGAAUGUUUGUAACGAGGCGGCGUUGAUUGCGGCGCGAGAUUUAAACGAGUCGAUUAUUAUGAAGAAUUUCGAGCAAGCGAUUGAGAGAGUUGUUGCUGGGAUGGAGAAAAAAACGAAUGUUUUGUCACCGGAGGAGAAGAAGACAGUGGCGUAUCAUGAGGCGGGGCAUGCUGUCGCGGGGUGGUUCCUCCGCUAUGCUGAUCCCCUCCUUAAAGUGUCUAUAAUCCCGAGGGGGAAGGGUCUUGGGUACGCCCAGUACUUGCCCAAAGACCAGUAUUUGUACAGUAGAGAGCAGUUGUUUGAUAGGAUGUGCAUGACGCUCGGGGGGCGUGUCUCCGAGGAGCUUUUCUUCAAUAGGAUCACAACGGGGGCCCAAGACGAUUUGAAGAAGGUCACACAGAGUGCCUACGCCCAAGUGGUGCAUUACGGAAUGAACGAGAAAGUGGGUAAUGUGAGUUUUGAUAUGCCGAGAGAGGGGGAAAUGAUCAUGGAGAAGCCGUAUUCGGAGAGCACUGCGCAGAUGAUUGAUGUGGAAGUGCGGAAUUUGAUCGAGGAGGCGCACAAGAGGACGACGGCGCUGUUGACGGAGCAUAAGGAGAAGGUGGCGCGCGUGGCGGAGCGCCUCCUCAAGCAGGAGAUUAUCAGCAGGGAGGAUAUGAUCGAGUUGUUGGGGAAGAGGCCAUUCCCCGAGAAGUCGACCUAUGAGGAGUUUGUCGAGGGGACGGGGUCGUUGGAGGAGGAUACGAGUCUGCCGGAAGGACUGAAGGAUUGGAAUAAGGAGAAAGCGGCCGAGCAGCAGCCGCAAAAGUCGCAAGUUUGAGGUGUAGAGUGGGGACUUUUUGAGUUGAAAAUUUAAUAAAUUGUAUUUAAUAUAGAAGUUGUCUGUUUUAUUUGUUAUGUCAAUGUAAGAUGGCGGAAAUAAACGUACAAGUGAUUUUA